Messenger RNA from Pocillopora meandrina, 15997 nucleotides. The record is from the annotation of a GenBank genome assembly. NCBI's taxonomy places the organism in Eukaryota, Metazoa, Cnidaria, Anthozoa, Scleractinia, Pocilloporidae.
CUUUUGACAGCACCGAUCAUAAAGGCAGGGAAAGACAAUGUAACGAUUUUGACACCAGGCCUGUUUGGCUGUAAGAAAAUUUCCUUCCAACGUCCUUUCUCUUAUGGACAGCAAGUUAAGGUAUUCGCUUCAUUUGGACAUACUGUAAAAAGUCCAACACAUCGGUUUGGUGCAGCAGUCUGGGUGGAGUCUGUUUCUACUGGUGGUUUCACAGUCUGUGUGUUGGAGUAUGGGGAAGGUUCAAAAGGUUCUGCUGAAGUGAACUGGAUUGCUUUGCAAUCUACACCUCUUGGAUCUCAGCUAGGAACUGUGGCGUUGGAUCCAUGGACUACCGGAACCGAGUGUAUUACUAUCAACUUUGAAAAGGUUCGAUUUAAGAGAGUUUUUAUUUCCUUUUGUUACAAUCAUCUGACAAAGGGAAAAACAUAAUUUCCGAUAGAAGUUAAGCCAAAAAGCGUGUAGAAUUAUUGCUUGUAGUUCCGAUGCUAACACUGACAUGGCAUUAUCAGUAGACCAUUUAACUGUCCUCGAGAGAGUUUUUAUCUGUCAAUUUUGCUUCAAACUUACUUCGUAAACUAUUCAAUUUCUUUCCUCUUUUUUUGUUUGUUUUUCUUUUAGCGCUUUAAGACUUCACCGACUGUUUUAGUAUCUGCCUGCCAUGAGAUUCUGAAGAGACCACAAGAUGCUAUGGCUAUUUGGGUAAAAGACUUGAAUAAGGACAAUUUUAAAGUUUGUUUCAGGGAGACAAAGAUUCUUGAUGGAUUACACAAAGAUAUCCGAAUGGUAAGGGAAUUAUUUCAACCUCAGUAUUCGAUAAUUUAUUUAUGUGCUCUUACCAUUCUAAUAAGCUACCUUUUGUCAUUAUCCAGUCAUCAUAUCAGUUCAUUCUCUGAAAGAAUGAUUGGCUGUAACACUCAUGACUAAUCGAGAUAACCUUCUAGCCGUCUAAUUAACGGACCGACAGUCUGAUUGACUUAUUGAAUGACUGAUCAACUGAUUAAUUAGGUGACUGAAAAACUUUUGAUUGACAGAUAGGCCGACUGAGUGACUGGCUGACUGUUUGUUCAACUCACUGACUUAUUGACUGACAGAAGGAUUGACUGACCUACUGACUGGCUGACCAAUUGAAUGGAGUGAUUGAAUAACAUAACUCUCUCGCUGACUAGCUUACUGACUGGCUCCUUAAUGAGUGAUUAGCAAUUCGUAUCACUAACUGACUGAAUAACAGACGGACGGAGUUAAUGAGUUAAUGACUAACUGACCGAUGAGCAAUAAAUCAAUGAAUAAAUUGAUGCAUUUUUUAAAUUUUGUCAACCUAUUUAUCAAUUAUUAGCCAUUUCAUUUUACAGAACUGGAUGGCAUUUACAACUCUUAAGGUUGUUAACUUCACUUUAACCAAAACUAUAAUGCUGAACAAUGCAAGCUCAAAAUCCCAUCACAGUAACCAUGCGUACUGUCAGGUCAGGUUUAAACUUAUGAUAGGGUAGCUUAGUCAUUUAAUUGACACCAAUUUAAUUCAAUACAGAUUCCAAUAAAAAAGGGGAUAGAUUAGUAGGUGUAAAAGGACCUUUAUCGAAGAAAGGAAUUCUGUGACGAAGUUUAAAUGAGAUAAAGUAAUAUCAAAUGGGCUAAGAUAAUGUGAUUCCCACGGUUGUUGUGCAGGGGGAUGGCGGUGGUGGUAACGUAAUACUAUUCUUGCGAAUUCAAAGAACUUAUUUCAUUCGUUUUUCUUUAUAUUUCAGAGUAUAAACUUCACCGAUCCGUUUUAUGCUCCCCCUGUUGUGGUAGUGACACCAAAGCAGGGUUACAUCAAUAACCUAUCAGACGCUCUUCCCCCUCAAUGCAGUGCCAUUACAGCUUGGGUGGAGGUAAGAUUCCAGUGUUAUAGCUGUUUUAGAACAUUUUAAAGGAUUGUACUCGGUAGACAGUAUGUGUAAUGGGUGUGAAUUGGAACGAACAAGAUAUUUCUAUCGGCUCUUUGGCGGAGUUAGUAAAGUGCUAGUUGAUAUCGCUUAAUUUCUAUAUCAAUGAACAAUUUUUGAACGCAAACAAUGUGCACCAUGGCAUCGCAAUUGACCUCUUUUCAAAUAGCGCAUUUUGUCUUUAUAAUUUCAGAAUAUGAAACAUUUAAAAUCGGAAUGCAGUAUUUUCAAUUUUUAACAAAUCGAUGAGGAUCAAACGUUUGCUCUUGACGUCUUCCAGCUUCUUGUUGUUUCCAUUAUUGUUAUUUACGUUUAUUUUUGGCCGUUAAAGUAAUUAACUUGACGGCAAAAUAUAUUUUCCUCUUGACUACAGUUCACCUCAAGGAAAGAUACGAAGGUUUGUGUAAGAAAAUACCAGGGCAAAGAGGAAAGUAACAGCGCCACUUCAGUUGAUUAUGUUGUCGUAGGAGGUGAGUGCCAUGAUGCAUUUUAUUUUCGGCGACACAUUCAUUUUGCGAUUUUGAGGUAAACAUACAUCUGUAAUCGCCAGAAUUUGCCCAAUUUUGUGGAUUAAAUUUUGAAAGUAGUUUGGUUUUUUGAAUGAGACAAGUAAUUUUUUUCUCGGAAAUUGAUGUUAUUAAACGAUUCCAGGAGAAGAUACAAUAGCUUCGAUAUAAGCAGGAAUCGAGUCGAAACUAACAUCAAAUAAUUGAUUUGUCAUCUUAAACAUAGUCAGAAUUUGUCCAUUUUUUUCCCCUCUGGACCUUCUUGAUAUUGGAAAUAAAUAAUUUACCCUUUUCUGUUUCGUGUUGGUAGCUAUUUGUUGUUUAAUUGUAUUUUUUUUCGUCGUUUCACUUUCGCAAAAAGGCGUAGCUACUCUAAAUUUUGGAAAAAGUUUCAUACUUUCGUAUAUUUGGAAAUUUUUUUGGAAUAUUCUUAAAUUAUUUGAAGAUCGUUUUUAGUAAAAAAAAACUCUUUUUUUUUUUUCGACGACGUUUAAAUAUGUCUUGUCAAAUACAGUACAUUACUAAAACAAACGUACCUGAGAAAUAAUUGUAUUCUAUUUUCUUUUGAAGACUUGGAUCCGUGCCUGCACGUUACCUGCUUAUUCUAUGGUCUGUGUAAGGCCUUUGGACCGCAUGACGCUCGCUGUGUGUGCUUAGACCUCUGUCCGUCGCUCCUCGAGCCCGUGUGUUCGUCAAAUGGCACAACGUACGGCAACGAGUGCUUGUUCAAACGAGAGACGUGUCUUUUGAGGCGUAAUUUUACCGUGCAGCAUCCAGGUCGUUGUGAGGGUAGGGGUUUCCAACGGUUUAGCUUUUUUAUUGGGCUGAAAACGUUUGAAAUAUAUAUGUAAAGUAUAUGUUAUGAUGGUCGGGCUACAAAACAUGGACAUCUGACUAAAACACUGACAGACUGACUGUUUUGACUUGGCUUGGCUUGACCCAGUUUAUUAUGGCCAACUGACUAACUAACUAACCAACUGACUUACAGGCUGACGGACCAACGGACUGAUCAUGACGGACUGGUGGACUGACGGACCGACCGACCAGAUUGUGCUCGUAAAAAAUCAUGGAAAAUUUUUUCAUUUGACUGCUAAAAAAGUUGCUAAAAAUCCAAAGUUGCUGAAAAUCCAAAAAGUUAUUACCUGCUCGUAAAUAUAUCAGCGAAAUUUAGGAAUUCUCUUGAGUUGAACGGAACAAAAGACAUGGUUCAUUUGACGCGUUGCCGAACGAUAUGUGGCAACUUGAGCGAAAAUAGCACUAUUGCAUGAUUGCAUUCUCAGAGUCUAAAAUACCAUAUAUUUCUUGAAGUUUUCAAUGAAACUGUUGAAUUUGUCGUGCUUCAUAUGUGAUCUAAACCUAUAUUUUGCUUAAAAAUGCUUAUUAAGUGACAUCGCAUUAAAGCAAAGAGAAUCAAGAAGCAAUAUGGUGCUCUCUCUCUCUUUCUCUCUCUCUCCCUUUUUUCUUUCAGUUUUUCCAUUCCAGCGCGGUCGCCAACACAUGCCUCACAUUCCAACACUGGGAUAUUCUCACUGUGUAGUGAUCCAUCUGAAACCUUACGUGUUCUAUCCUGACAAACCCAUUGAAGUUCAGAUCACUGUCAAUCACAUUGACACCAGUGACAAGUCGUAUGUACACGAUGCAGCAGUGUCAUGGGUUGAGAACACCAAUUACGAUAGAUUCACCGCUUGUGUCAUGGCAGCAGGUUUCAAUGAGCGAGAAUCGAGCGCAAACGUCACGAUUGAUUGGGUGGCGUAUCAGGGAGCUCCGGUCGGUGGGCUGGCAGGCGAAAAACGGAUAUCACAAUGGUGGACUGGAACGACUUGUGUAACCGUGAACUUUCCAUCAGUAAGUAGCUAGCCUUUGUCCUUUUUUCUUUUUCAUCUCCCAUCUUUUAACACAUUUAUUUACUCGUUCGUUCCUUUCCUGUAUGAGUUAUUGCAUACAUGCACGAAUGUGCGUGUAUGCAACUCAGUGUCGUUAAUUGUCUUUGAGAAGACUUCAAAUGGAUCCCUUCCUAACUUGAUGGUGAAGUUUCACCCAUAUCGGUGGGAAAUAAUUGUCAGAGUGGUAAACCCCAAACAAAAUUGAAAUUUCUUUCUGUGUAGGAUGCUCAAGUACCAGGAUAAGAUCGAGUCCCAGGAGCUUGAUUGGCCAUUAAUGACGGAGCGUUUGGCGGUCUCUAUCGCGUAAAAAGUUAUUCCUCUUUGUCCAUAACAGUCCCUUACUUUUUAUGCAUAUUCCACAAUUUCUAAAAUGCCACUGCUGCUAGUGCGCAGGUCCUCAUUAGUAUUAAUUGGGUCAGAGGUACUGUAAGAAUAAGCUUUCUUUGAAAAAGAACAUUACACGGUAACCAGGGCGGGGUUGAACCUGGAUAUUUCUAACCCCUGGACAUUUUUCUCUUAUUGGAAGAAGAAAUUUCCGAGUGCACCCUCAGUAUUUGUAACUGCCAAGCACCAUCAUUCAGGACUGAAGCGUGACGCAGCUAGUAUAUGGAUUGAGGAUGUCACGCAGUCCUCGUGCAAAGUUUGCCUGAGGGAGCUCCAGAACUACGCAGGAUCCCACAAGGAUAUUUCUGUUGUGAGUAUGUAGUUCACAGGCCUAUCGUCGGAUUACAAUUAGAAUCUUUUUUCUUCCUUUGAUUUGGUAUUUAUUUUCAUUCAUUUUUGACGCAAUAAUCUCGGCUGUUAUGAUUAAUCGCGUGUAUGCAUGCAGUUAAGCGCUCCGUCUUCAGCAUGCCCAAAGCUAUUCAAAUACGGCGUCAAGGUUAAAGUACUGUUUAAACAGAUCCCUGACACCAAAUGCUGACAACAAUGUGUUAAAGAACGUACAAUUCUCGUAACUAAGUUCGAUCUUGGCACGAUACUACCAGAUGUAACGAAACACAGCUGGAAAUGUUGUUAAACUGGAAUUUUGGGUGAACAUUGUAAGGGAAAAAGUGCUAAAAGAUAAACAAAGAUCCAAACAUACGGAACUAUAAAAACAUGUGUGUGAACUUCUCGUCCUAUUUCGACUUAGCCAUCACGCUUAACAAUAUCUUGAAAUGUUCAUGUGUUCGUAUUUUUAUCAGAACUGGUUGGCAUUCAUGAAUCUUCACAAGCCCCCCUUCUCAGAACACAACGUGAUUCACUUUAUCAACAACAGAGCUCCCCCAGACGAUCAAAAUAAUGCCUUCUGCAAGGUCAGUUGUCAUUGCAGGUUUAGCUAUUUUACUGACUAUUUCAAGCGUUUGUGUGUGUUAUUUGAUUUGAUAAAGGCCUAUUAGUGACUGACCAAUGAUCAUUGCUCCUUGGCGUACAUACGAGACAUUUUCCGUUCUACCUUACCACUAAUUCGAAGCCAGGCGCGUGUUCGAGGAUAGGUACUGAUUCACGUGUUUACGCUCUCUAUUCUUCCUCUUUCAGGAUGUUAACUUCUUCCACGCCUACCUUACAGUCCCAAACGUAAUUGUCUCUGCUAAUCACUCAACAAAACAAGGGAACUUGAGUCCUGUUCACAAUGGCAUAACCCCUUGGGUAGAGGUAAGUUAGAUUCUAGACAAUAUUUUCUGUCUGAAAAAGCCUAAUGAAAUAUGUUAUAUCUGUUUAUCAUACUGAUUCAAGCUUAUUUUCAAGGCGCCAUCAAGAAGUUUAGUGUCGUGGCAAAUAAUUCCAUUUAUGAUGUGAAGCGCCCGGCAUUGUCUAGUACUAGUUAUUUUCCCGUCUGGCCCUCUCCAUUCAGUAAAUAAAAACAUGAAAACUUUUUUCUUUUGUUCAGUAUAUCAACAGGAAUGGCUUUCGCGUUUGUUUUAAAGAAUUAUACGAAACAAAAUAUGAUCCUCUUUCAAUUAUCUACACGGUCAUGUCAGGUAAAUACUGAGGUUGCUUAACACCGUCACAAAGUAAUGUACUGUUGAAUCAGGACCAAACAUCAUUCUCCACAAAAUCAAAGUCUUCUCUUACCCCUCUCGCCUAAAAUAUCCUUCCAAUAAAUUUUUGGAAGUUCACAAAUGUUUUAAUAGAAGAAAAAUAGACAACAGAGGGAGGCAGUCAUUCAUUGGCUGGGAUAUGCUAAUUUACCUCAUUUCUCAUGGCUUUACAAGGAAAUUGCAGUCUAUUAUACCCCAGACAUACGCAUUCCCUCUCUCACUGUCCUCCGUCAAGAAACAGUAGCUUUAAUCUCUAUGAUUUCCGUCAUUAUAUCGCUUUGAUUUAGAUCAUUAAAUCGAGUCGAUGCUUUAUGUGUACCCCUACGGAAGUAGACUAUGAAGAGUGACUGAUGCAGAAAAUCGGUUAAGUUGACACAACACACGAAUGUUAAUCUCCUUUGACUGUACUUUUCUUCGUGUGUGUUAACAUCGCUCUAAAUAAAUUAUUCAUUUCUCAUGUAGAUCUAUGCCAGCCUGGAUGGGAUUAUUUCAAUGGUUAUUGUUAUUUCAUAAGCUCCGCUUGCACCACUUGGCCAAAUGCUGAAACAAAAUGUUCUAAAAUGCACUCAAAUCUUGUGACAGUCCAUAAUCAAGAGGAGAAUGUCCACCUUCAACAUCAGCAUAAUGGAGAGGGAUCCUGGAUUGGGCUCAAUUAUCGAAGCGUAGAAGGAUCAUUCGUGUGGGCAAAGAAAGGCAUAAGUAGCUUUAGAUUCUGGGCGGCAAACCAACCAAACAAUCACACAGAUCAGGACUGUGUACACACUCUUGGCUCAAACAAUGGAUACACUUGGAGUGUCGUUUCAUGUAAUGACUGUUUCAAAUUCACUUGUUUUAAAGGUAAAAAAUUAGCACUCGAUUUGACUUCACCCAGCCAUUUUAGUACCCUAAAAUCUGGGCACUAGGUGGGGGAGAGAAUAAUCGUAAAAAAAUACCCAGCGAGGACUGUCAUUUUAAUGAAUCCUGUGAUAUUUAUGCCGCAUACUAGAUUUUCUUAACUGGAAUAUGUUUGCUUUUAAAGAUAUAAACGAGACUCAUUGGUGUAAUGUCAAUGCUUUAUGCCAAAAUACUUAAGGAUAUCACAAAGGCGUUUGUAAGGCCGGAUUUAAUGGAGACGGGGAAAAUUAUCUAGUUUAAGUAAAUUUUAUGAUUAUCUUUUAAAAGCACUGCACUGUCGUUAAAUGCAUUUUGUAGCUUUAAAAAUGAAUUGAAGCCCUUGAGCAAUCCGUAGGAAAUCCGUCGGCAAUCGGUGAGCAUUUCCCGGUUAAUUAAUCCGUAUAUAAUCCGAAGAUACGACGUAGGCAAUCCAAAGAGACUCCGUGGGCACUCCGUGGCAAUCCGAGGGCAAUCUAUGGGCAGUCUGUGGGCAAUCCGUGGGUUAUCCAUAGGCAAUCUUUGGGCAAUCUGUGGGCAAUUACUUGGGAGUUACUGGUUCGUUGAGAUUACCUUUUCCAGACCCGCUCAGCCACGUGUAAUCAGGGUGCGUAUUUUGUCGCCCACAAGUUAUCGCCACUUAAUGACAAGGUGUAACGAUAAACAAAGUCAGUGUGGAGUAUAAUUUUUAACGGAAUAUCAUUUGCUUUCCAAGAUAUAAACGAGUGCACAGUCAAGUCCCACCGGUGUGAUGUCAAUGCUGCUUGUCAAAAUACUGAGGGAUCUCACGAGUGCAUUUGUAAGACUGGAUUUGAAGGAGACGGGGAAAAAUGCUCUCGUAAGAAAAUCAUAUUAUCAUUUUAAACGAUGCCAUCUUCAAUUAACUGAAACUUUAAGUUGAUUGGAAAACACAUUGUAGCUAUUUCUGUGACUUUCAGGAAUAACGUAAAGACAAGUUUUUUCCCCUCGCGUUUUAAAAAUGGAUAAUUAUUCAGGUUGUUCAUAAUGACCCGCAAUAAAACGUUGCUCUGGUUAGAAACAAGGACAUAUAAAGCAAAAAUGUUUAGUAAGAUUUUUCUCUUCCUCUUAGCGUACAACUUUAACGUAAAAAUGUUUCUCUUUCAACAACUGGAAGAUUUAGCUUAUUUUCCUACAAUAAUAAAGAAGGUAAAAAUACUCUUUACUGCUGGAUCAGAUUUGAAAGGAUCCUAAGGUUAUAAAUGACACAUGCGUGUUUUCAUUAUAGUUUCUUGGGAGUUUACAACAAGUGGACGAAGUGGAAGAUAUGGCGUUAUUCAGACCUUCACUGUUCCGCGUACGACCCUUUACCAAAUAAAGGCCUGGGGAGCUCGUGGUGGGACACAUUCAUACAGUUAUGGAUAUAGACCUGGAACAUACUAUGGUGGUAGGGGAGCAUCCAUAGAAGGAAAGUUCAGAUUGAAUAAAGGAACAGUGCUGAAUAUUGUGGUUGGACAGCGUGGUGGAAAUUCUGUGGAGGUUAAGGGUGGUCGAUCCACAUCCUUAACAGCAGCUCAGCUGGGACUGUCUGUAGAGGACAAUGCUGGAACCGGAGGAGGGGGUGGUAGUUUUGUCUAUACCACAAGUAAUACCCUGUUAUUAGCUGCCGGAGGAGGAGGUGGUGCGUCGGGUGGUUACAACGGAACGAAUGGUCAGACGAGAACGAGUGGAACCAGUAGUGUGGGAAAAGAACCAUCAUGGGUUAGGAAGGGAGGCACUGGAGGGCAGCCAGGCGAAUGUAACAGAGCAGGUGGUGCCUUUCAUGGGGGUGUAGGUGCUGGUUGGCAUGGCGCUGGUUGUACUCGAUCAAGCACUCACCACGGAGAACGAGGUGGGUCACGUGCUGAAGGCUGGACUGGUGGUCAAGCCGGUGGCAUGAACAAUGGAAAUAACGGCGGACCAGCACCAGGAGCAGUAGGAGGUUUUGGUGGUGGAGGUGGAGGAUCAGAGGAUAAUGGUGCAUCAGGAGGAGGUGGCGGGUACUCUGGGGGAGGUAGCGGUACUCGCUCUAACCAGGCUGGAGGGGGAGGGGGUUCGUUUUGCCGUGGUCAGAGUUGUCGGGGUGUAACUGGCGGUAACCCCAAUGAUAACGGACUCGUCAAAAUUAUUGAGUUAUCUUCACAAUAACUAGCGACCAAAAGGAUUUAAAGUUGAAGUUAUCUGACAGAUAAUUGAGUCAAGCUUUUUUCUCUAUCGAAGUGAUAAGAAAAUAUGGUUAUAAGCAGCACUUUUAAGCAACACUUUCACUUCAAAUAUUUUUACUUAAUAAAAUCACAGGGAAAGAACAAAAAAUAAUUUUAAGGAGGAUCUCAUUGGGAUUAACCGUUCGUCGUAAAACGGUGAAAAGUUUUAGCUGUUAGGCGUAAAAUUUAACAAAUUUUAUUAGAUAGUCAUAAAAAAUGUGAAAUCUAUUUUUUUUCCUCUUAACCGUAACGGAAAGAAGUUAACCGUUAGUUAUAAAUCAUCCAAAGUUUUAACCAUUCGCCGUAAAGGCCAUUACUCCGGCCAUUGAAACUCUACUGACUUUAAAAACAACGGGUCAGCAGUACUCAAUUAGCUCCUAAUAUUGCUGUGCCGUAGUCAUAUGGCGGGUACUGACGAGCAUGCAGGAAGAUUUCUGUAAGCCAUUUACUGAACUUCUGCAUCACUUUGUCGACUCUCGAAAGUUUAAUUUUUUUCGCUAGCCGCAGCAGGUUUUGUGGAUGAAGCGUAUGAUGCUGUAAUAGUCUUUAGUGUUUCUCUUCUUUCUCAUAAAACAAACUGCCGCUUCCAUGUCAAACGAAUGUCUUGUAACAAAGUAUUCAAUUACAGAAGUAAUACCCUAAUAAGGGGUUAACCCUUUAACUCCCAAGAUCUGAUUGUUAAUUCACAUUUCCUUGUAAAUUAGUUACGAGUACUUGGUGCUAGAUCAAGAUAGCAGCUUCUCCCUGAUAAGUUUUAAUAUUCUCAUUACCUGUUUGCCGAAUAAUGUAUGGAUAAAUUAUUAGGAGAAGUUUCAUGUUAAUCACUACCGGGAGUUUAAGGGUUAAAACAGGUUUCAUUCACUUUAAGAUUAUUUUCUGAUCAUUUCAGGGCCCAAAAUCAAGUUACAAUUUCUAUUCAACAAAUAAUAUUCCGUGCAGUUUACCCCGGUGGCUUUCAUCUCUGAUAAUUAGGGCCAUCUGGAUUUCCACGACUUUCGCGGGGAUUGGUCACGCAGUACUUCUAACGAAUCUUUAACGGUAUCCUGCGCUGCAAAAGGCGUCAAAUGUCGCCAAAUGUUUUCGAAAUUUUGCGGCCAUAGUGUUGUUCCCAGGUGUUAAGAUGCACUCUCUCUAUCGCGGUCCGGUGAAUUUUAGUUCGAAAAUCGAUUUCUCUCAAACUUUCCUCAUGAAUCUCUCUAAGUCUAAAAUUAAUCGAAACCACCUUAGUUCAUCCACAGUUUUAAAAAUAAUUUGUUGGCAGAGCGGAAUUCGCUUCAGUUCUCAAAGGCCCAUAUUUACGACGCAUGCCCUCUUAAAGCGAUCCGAUGCAUUUCGGUUCAAAAAAUCGGUUUCUUUCAAACUUUGCCCACAAAUCUGUAAUAGGUUAAAUUUAUGAUAUAACAUAAAAUACUUAAUUACUAAAAAAUCAUAAGUUCCGCUUCAUUUGGAAUUCAGGGACAUCUACGGGUCCUUUCCCAAAGCAAAGAUUCGUUUGGGAUCAAGAAAAGAGAAACAUUUAGUGCCAGUAUAUUUUACGCGAAACCUUAAAGUUUGUAACACUUCAUCCACCCUGUGGAUAUCGUGGGCAGAGCCCAAGCGAGGGUAAAAAUAUGGGAACGAACUAAGGCAUAGGGUCUAAAAGGUAUUUUAUUGAAGGCUUCAUUUCACAGUUAACAUGAUUUUCCUAUCAACAACUUCGCAACCUGGUACAAUGUUUUAAACUCUGUGCCACUUUCAUGCUGAAGUUGUUCAUACUGUAAAAGACAUGUUUGAUGAUCAUGUUUGAGCAAGGUUAUCAAGCAGUUUGAAUAGCAUAUUACGACAAUGAACUAAAACUAUCGAAUGAGCUGCAAGGGCACUGGUCUCUUAUACCUUGGAUCGACAGUCAGCUCAUUCGCAAAGAAACCCGAUGUAAUUUAAAAAUAAAUUGGAAACCAUCGGUUCUUUCGCUUGUAAAGAAAAGGAAAAAAAGCACACACUUGUGACUUACCCGCCUUUGUAAGCAUAGUAAGCAGACUAAAUGCUUCCAAUAUUUUUAAGCACGAUAGAACCCCGGUAGAAGUCUUUUCCAUCUUCAGUUUAAGACCUUUCCGUUGGUUUUACUUUGAACUGGAAAUAGCAGUCUCCAGUCUCCAGUCUGUUCUUCAGAUCCUCUACAUGCUCGUCUACAAAUGAGUGAAAACCCUCAAAGCUUUUCUACGACCAUCUUCAUCGUAGCCAUCUUUCCAAGCAGAAUGUCUGGAAUACCGGUGAAGUCCUGAGUCCAAACUCACCCGAAAGUGGAUGAGGAAGUAAUUUUCUCCUGGAAAUGUUUUCUUGGAAUUAAUCAACUCGUCGCGUUAAACUGUUUUACAAAGCUCUAGAAGUUCUGCCCUUUUCCGCCCUCUUACCGUUUAAAAAAUUUUAAAUAUCUCUUCCCUUUGAAAACUUCUGUAGCUCUGGAACUUGCAGGUUUACGCAUCAUAAUCUGUGAUGUUGAGAUGACUCCCAUUCCUCCCAGCCUCGACUUGGUGCUAAAAACUAGUCACCAGACUUUCUUUCACAAACAAUUCGAAACUAGCUUAUUGACAGGUGUCAGAUCUGAGAGACGAAAGUCGUUUAAUUGCGACACAGAAGCGAGAUGAUAAGGUUAUGAUUUCUCCUGAAUGAAAUCCAGUCUAAAAUUUAAUGGUAGUAAUUUUUUGCGGGAGUUAAGUUAAUGUGCAAAUUAUCCUUGACCCUCAUAAAUAUCUUGUUUAAAUAUUUUCGAAAGUUGCUUGUCAUUCUCAGUCAUACAAUGGUGUAAUUUGAUCGUCCGAGUGAGCGUAGUCCUGAGAAGGACUGUUGUCGGUAGUGGUGACUGACGUUUCGACAACCUGAGCGGAAGUCAUCUUCAGAGUCAAGUGAAUAGUUGUUGUCAGUCGAAUAGUGGAAGGUUUACAUUUAUUGUAUUCGCCUUCUCUCAUUUUGUUUAUUUUUGUGCGAACGUAUCAUAGGAUCCCCCUGCAUUGCACGCUAUAUCAUCUUGCGCAGGGUGGUCAUAACAAUAAAUGUUGCAAUCACGCCAACCCCUUAAUGACCAGAACCAUUUUAUUAGUUUGAAAAUAUCAGACAACACUAUUAUCACCAAAUACUCCUAAUAAGUAUCGUCUUUGGGAAAAAAAAUUAUUUAAACUUCGGUACAACGCGAUAAAGGAUUUAUCGCUUGUAAAAUAUCCAUCUCCGGAACUCUUCCUUUGUAACAAUUGAUGAGUGCACUGGAGUAAUUCAUCGAACAACGAUGGAUAAAUGUUACAAGAUUACGAUGACCACCGUGAAAUUAAAAUAUAAAUAGAUUCUUCAAAACUUUGAAAAAUAUAUCGAACAUCGUGGAUUUUAUCUUUAAACAGUUUUGUGAUAUCCUAGUGAACUAAUUUAUUCAUGAAGCUGGGAUUGAGUUCGUUUAUUCAAAAUUGCAGUUGUUAAAAUGCACAAGAAUUUCUUGUAUAAAAUGGCAAAUUUUUUUAAAAUUCUAUCACCUCAGAUGUUUUCUGAAAUUAAAGUUACUCUUGUAGCAAAACCGACAGAAAGAAAUGAAAUUGGAACCAUUUCAAAAAGUUUUCAAUCCAUUCGUCUAAAAUAGCAUUGAAAUGAUAAAACAUUAAUGAGAUUUAUUCGAGAGAUUUUCAACACAAAAUACGCCGACUCUGCCGUUGCAAUUAGAAUGACUUUCAGUUCGAAAACAUCUUUUGUCCUUCAGAAGGCGCUAAGCACGCGAGUAUCAAAUAGAACGACAAAGUUACAACAUAAGCUACAUCGGUUUGUAAGUGUCACCAUAUUAACACACCCAGACUUAAGAUAGUCUCAAUUGCGAUAGCUCUCGCCUCGUAUUCGUAUUACAGUCUUUAUUUUGGAUGUACUCCUUGUGACCUAAAUAGUUACGUUUCUACUGAAAACAGUCCUUGAUAGAUCGAUGCUACUUGACAAAGAAAGAAAUAUUGAAUUGGACACCUGAACAUCGGAAAAUAAAGAUUAAUCUCUGAGGUGUUUGUGUUCAAAUUGUUCUAAAAAUACCGCGGAAGCUUAACGUUACUAAAUGAUUCAUAAAGACAUCAAUUCAGCUCCUGUUGGCCAUUAAACACAACAGCGCCCAGUGGGAGAAAAACUUAACUGAAUACCAUAGCAUCCCACUGAUCCAACAAAGAUGCACCACCGUAAGGAAUUAAGGAUAGUGGCUAAUUAUCUGCAAGAGAUUUGUUCGUGGUGUAAUAUAAUUCGUCCCUUAACAUCAUUUUAGCUCCAAUUGGCCGUAAAACAUUGCAAAGUCUAGUUUGAGAAUGAUAAUAACAGUUUUCAAUAGUAUCCCACUGAUCCAACAAAGAUGUACCAAUUUAAGGAGGACAAUGGCUCAUAAUCUGCUACGAGGUCGUCUGUGGUGUGAUGUUAUUCCCCCUAAACAACCUUUCAGGUUCAGUUGACCGUUGGCAACCUGAUCUGUGCCUCACACCUCAAGAGAAGACCAAUGGGACUUUCUUUUAUAAACAACGAGUAGUUUUAACCAGGUAUGUGUAAUGCCGCAGUUUAUUGUACAAUCUCUUUUACAAAUUAAAAUUGAAGUAUGUCUGAAAAAGUUAAGUGAAAAUCCGUUCCCGCUCAAUUGUAGCUCUCUUUUUCCUGAAAAAAGUUUAACAGGCACUAAAAGUAAAGGAAACUACAGAUGCUAAAGUUAUAACCGGACGUUACAAUAUAUAAUUAUUAUCUAUCUUAACUUAUGAGCGAAGCCCAAUUUCCUACAAAGGUAGCAUUUUCUCGUCACCGAAUUUUUAGAUGAUUAAUUUUUGAAUGGAUGACGAAACAGCUGAGACUCCCGAUUUCAAGAAAUGUAAAUUUUCAAGACUAUAAAUUGCGCUCGACUCGCGGGUUUGAGCAAUUUUUGUUUCUGUGCUUAUUUACACCAAAUUACACUCGAAAUCAUGUCAUUACCUUUUCUUAAAGUCUUUUACAAGCUGUCAAAAAUAGCUGACUUUUUCAUGCACGCAGUUUCUCAUUUUUCCCGCGAAUUGAUCAGUAAAGAUUAAGAUUACAAAAGGAGGGAAGGUUGAUUUUAAAGCAACAAAAUUUCUUUUUUUUUCAAUGACCUAGUAAGGAAUUUUCUUUCCCAAAAAUUUCCUUAAAUCAAACAUUACCGAUAAAAAAUGUUCAUCUUGUCUUCGCAGGUUUCAAAAAUCUGAUAUGCUUCUCAUGGCUGGUCGACAUGCUUCAUUUUUUAUCGUGCUAUUUUUCAUUUCUCAAACCAGUCAGCAGUGUGGAUCUGGCGGCGACCUAUACUCCAUUUACAAAAUGAUGCUCAAGGGCCACACUUACAAGACGUUCAAGACUGCACCAGGUACUCUGGAAUGCAGAGAUGCUUGUCUUGCUGAUGUCAGAUGUCAAAGCUACAACGUCGUUAUGUUCAUUGCAAUAUGCGAGUUGAACAACCAAACUAAAGAGGCCAGACCAGAGGACUUUGUCAAGAACAAGGACAGAUAUUACAUGGCAAAAGGUCCAAACCGAGGUGAUAGAUAAUGCAAAGAUUAAAAAGCAGCACUAAAGAAAAGGGGAGGGGAGGGAGGGGGGCGACAUUCAACUUAUAGCUCGAUCUGCGAGCGUAAAUUUAAAUUUACCCAAUAUGACGCUCGGCAUUGUCAUAUUUUUUACAGAUGUUUCAAAUUAAAAGACUGUUAAUAUUACAGUAAAUCAUAUAGACAUUCCACACAAAGUAUAUCUUAAAGGUGAUGAAAACAAACAAUAUGACUAAACUGACUAUCGUGGAUUUUACGCUGUCAGCAAUUAAUCUUUUUUACUCUUGUUCUGUUAAAAUUAAUCAUCUUAAUUGCAACUCCCCUCGGAUCAAUUCGUGAAUUUUCUGUGGAGUAGAGCAAGAUCAAGGCGAGUGAAGGAGGAAAGGAAGUCAGCGGUAAUAAUUAUUGGAUGGAUUCAACCCGAUCUGUUAACUCUAUUUUAGCUCGCUGUGACAUGAAGACUGGAGGUUUAUACAAGACAUGGUUUUUGGCAUUUCUUUGUCGUGCCAAUGAGUGGACUUUUCUUAACGUCUUUUUUUUCCCCUUAUUUUUCAAAUGAUUCAGAAGCCUUGCACUAAGUUUUAAUAAUGUCAGAGGAACUUAUGAAGCUCUUAAAACCCUUAACCCUAUGAGACUCUUGCGAUUAAGUUACAAUUUUAACGUUAAUAAUUCAAAUUUCCUUUUACAUUUCUUUGACUUCGUAGCCCCACACCGUGACUGCAAUAUUUACCAGACCAUAAGAGAUGCCAAUAGAAAGAGCAGUUACAAAACACGAACUGAUUUGUGUGACGACAAACUCCAUGUGGGAUGGUACCGUUUUGUGGGAGCUGCAGGAACAAAAAUGCCAACAAAUCUUGUGCCAUCAUACAGAUGUGGUACAGUAUACUCCGGUUGGUUGAAUGGUUCUCAUCUUUCAGUGGAAGAUGGUGAAGUUGACAGGAGGGUAUGCUUUAGUGAUUAUAAGAACCAUUGCAGGGGCACAACAGUAAUUGGCGUGAGAAACUGUGGAUCUUACUACAUCUACAAACUUCGUCAGCCGUCACUUUGUCGUAUGCGCUACUGUGGUACAGACUGA